This is a messenger RNA of Knipowitschia caucasica, 1038 nucleotides long. The record is from the annotation of a GenBank genome assembly. NCBI's taxonomy places the organism in Eukaryota, Metazoa, Chordata, Actinopteri, Gobiiformes, Gobiidae.
AUGUCCUUCCCCAUCAAACCAUUGGUGGAAGGGUGUCUGGUGAUUCGUGGCGACAAGGAGGAGCGCGCUGUUCUCUGCAGCGGAGACAAAACUUACGACUUAAAGAUCGCAGACACUUCCAACCUGCUCCUGUUUGUUCCUGAGGGCCAGAGUCCAGAGCAGCUGGCAGAGGGGCCGGCCUGCCCUCGUGUGGCUCAUGCUCAGAUCUGGGGAUUUUGCAACAGCUACUGGGAGCUGCGCAAACAGAGGCCGAAACUGAAGAAACUCAAGAAGCUUUUGUUGGAGAAUGUUUAUGAAGGACCAGCGCUGAGAGGAGAAGAAGAGAACACAGAGAACAGGUACACAAUGAGUGACCUUCUGGAGCGGAUCCAGGCGUCUGAGUCCGAGUUGGAGGAUGGUCUGCGGAGCCUCCACGCCUGUCAAAUUCACGGGUUCUGGCGUCUGCUGGACUUUGAUUAUGAGAUGAAGCUCUUGGGUCACGUGACGCAGCUGGUGGACUCUGAAUCCUGGUCGUUUAAUAAAGUUCCUCUUCAAAACUGUCUGGACGAGUUAUCGGCGCUGGAGCCAAAGGAGAUGAUAGAACACUGUCUGAACUGUUACGGUCGGCGGUUUGUCGAAGACGGACUCGUGCUGUUCUCUCUGGACCAGGACUCCGUGUGCCGCGCCCUCGCUCUGCUGCUGCUGCAGAACGCUGUCAAGUUCAACCUGUCGGAGUUUCAGGAAGUCUGGCAGCAGAGCGUUCCAGACGGGAUGAGCACGAGUCUCAGCCAGCUGCAGGGUUUGGCGCUGGUGGACCGUGGAUCUCGGCCUCAGACCAUCGCUCUACUGCGUGUGGAGGAUCUGCCCGAAGACACGCAGGAAAGAUUCAACCAGCUCUUCACUCUGAGGGAGAAGUGGACCGAAGACGACAUCACCCCCUACAUCAAAGACCUGUGUGGAGAGAAGCAGACGACCGGAGCUCUUCUCACCAAAUACGCUCGGUCUUCGACUCAGAACGGACUCAAAGUGUUCAACUCCAGAAGACCUGUCGCUACUUAG